This is a messenger RNA of Pseudovirgaria hyperparasitica, 623 nucleotides long. RefSeq lists its product as uncharacterized. The record is from RefSeq and is a predicted model, not a curated record. Lineage: Eukaryota; Fungi; Ascomycota; Dothideomycetes; Acrospermales; Acrospermaceae. The transcript has a single exon. Bases 163 to 486 code for a protein of 107 amino acids.
CGCCAGACAGUGAAGCAACGGAAGUACUACUAGCUUGUCCGCCUGAGACCGCCUAUACACUACCAGAUGUGGAGCAUAUAUCAGAAAAUCGCAAUCUGAACUCACCACCAUACUUUGUACCCGCAAACCUACCCCACUUUGAUAGGAACGACGGUGGCAUUGAUGGUGCAGAAUGAGGAAAGCUUCAGGGUCCGGCACCAGUGCCUAUUAGCUCCAUUGGGAAUCGUGGGCCUAUGGCCUACAAUUUCCAUACGCCGAUGGCGACUAUACAAUGGUGUAUGGCCCGAUUAUGGCGUAAAGCUGAUCUACUUCCAUGGCUGCACCGUAGACUGUGACGUGUACCAGUUUACUGUGUACAUGAACAUGUUCGCAGCUAAGCUCUGCCAAGGCCCACCGGCAGUCUCGGCAGUGUUAUUGCAGGGCGGCCCGUACCUGGCCGACAGCGGUGGAGUGAACAGUCGUACUGGUAUUCGUAAUGAGUGGUAGUGGAUGUAGUAAACUCACUGAAAACGCAUCGCGCGUACUAGGAACCGUACAUCGACCUCAGCGCGACGCCACCACCGAGCAACUGGGCAUAGGUACACGAGGCAUUAUUUUCACCCUGCUCAUGUGUCCCUAUGUCA